AUGGAGAGGAUCAUCGUCUCCAGCGAGAACAUCAAGCCCGAUUCGCCAACGCCCCAACACCUCAAAACUUACAAGCUAUGGAUGCUCGACCAGAUCGUGAGGUCCAUUCUUCUCCCUGUCGUCAUCUACUUUCCUUCUCCUCAGUCGUCUAAUCACGACGUAGACUCUUUCAUUUCUCAAACUACACAGCACCUGAAGAAAUCCCUUCCAGUUCUUCUUACCCGAUUCUACCCUUUCGCCGGGAGAGUCAACGUCGACGACAACGGCCACUCCAUCGACUGCAGCUACCAGGGAGUUCAUUUCACAGUCGCCAAGUUCCCAGGCCACAAUCUGUCCGAUCUUCUAGAAAAUCCAGAUCGCACGGAUUUGCCAAGCCUCCUCGUACCAGGGGUUGACUUCAUUUGGCAGGAGAUUGACCCGGAGUCAAGGGUCCUGAUGAUCCAAGUCAACUAUUUCGAUUGCGGCGGCAUCGCCAUGGGAGUUGUUUUCUGGCAUAAGCUUGCUGACGCUACAACUAUCACAAUAUCUCUUCCCCACAGACCCGAAUUGACCGACCAUUCUCAUUUCCCGACAAGGCUUCAGGUGUCGGCCAAAUGGGCAUUGAAGCGUUAUGUUUUCGACGCCUCUACAAUUUCAGUCCUUCAGAGCGAAUCUUCUUGCAGUGUAAAAAAUGCUACAAAGGUGGAGGUUGUCUCGACAAUCCUCUGGAAAUGCUUCAUGGCAGCAUCCCUCGAAAAUGGCAAAUCAGAAUCCUUCGUGCUGCUGGCAGUCGAUCUGAGAAGGAAAGCCCGGCCGCCUUUUCUGUCCGACUGCUUCGGUAAUUUCCUCUCAUCGACGGUAGCAGCAAGUGGAAACCAUGAUCGGACAGAUCUGACGAGAAAAUUGAGGGAUGCAAUAAGCAGGAUCGACGAAACUAGUGUUACCAGUCUGCAAGGCCAUGGGGAUGGCGGCCUUGAAAGUUUUUACCGCAACAGAUCAUUAACCCCUAAAGGGUCGGAUGUUGUUGUUAUCUCGAGCUUGUGCGGUUUUGGGACUUACGGCAUCGAUUUUGGAAGGGGAAAUCCAGUUUGGAUUGCACCGUGUUGCGAUACGAGCAGUGAUUUGAAGUCGAAGUCGCUUUGGAUGGCACAUUCAGUGUGGCUAAUGGACACGAGACUCGGGCAUGGAGUAGAGCCUCUAGUCACUCUUAAAGAGGAGUAUAUGCCGGUGUUUGACCGUGUCAUGAACGAGCUCCGGGACCUUGCUACGAAUUUUGAAGAUGCGAUUGGACUUGGGAAUUGGGGAGAAAAGCACGAUGGGAAAGGAUCCGAGGCGAAGGAAAUGAAAGCUUGCGUUGAUAUAGGGAGAGCCGGAGAGGUGAUUGGAGAUGCGUAG
Molecule: messenger RNA, 1374 nt
Organism: Andrographis paniculata
Lineage: Eukaryota; Viridiplantae; Streptophyta; Magnoliopsida; Lamiales; Acanthaceae
Product: stemmadenine O-acetyltransferase-like
Exons: 3
Coding region: 1-1374 (457 amino acids)
Source: RefSeq, a predicted model, not a curated record